Molecule: messenger RNA, 1116 nt
Organism: Drosophila serrata
Lineage: Eukaryota; Metazoa; Arthropoda; Insecta; Diptera; Drosophilidae
Cellular component (GO): cytoplasm
Molecular function (GO): carbonate dehydratase activity; zinc ion binding
Source: RefSeq, a predicted model, not a curated record
AGUUUUACUUUUGGACAGACAAAAUUGUUAGGGCAAAAAAACAUUUAACAUUUUAUUUAAUUGAAAAAUUUUUAGUGCAAUGCUAUAGCGGUUACACUUAUUUUAUACAUUUCGAUGAUUAAUACCUUCUUCCUAAUAGUCAGCUGCUUUUGGGCUUUAGGCCGGGCAGCUGAUUGGAGCUAUCCCAGCUUUCCCAAAUGGGGCGGUCUUUGCGAUGAGGGUAAGCAGCAAAGUCCCAUUGAUCUGAAUGACCAAGAGUCCAAGAAGGUAAACUUAGAUCGCCUCAUACUGCAUAAUUACGAAAAGACCCAAGAGAAUCUUACCAUGGUCAACAAUGGACACACAAUUCAAGUGUCUGGCUUCAAAUCGAACUUAACCCUUAGCGGUGGUAUCCUGAAGAACGAAUAUGUAUUGGAGCAAAUCCACAUGCACUGGGAAUCGGAGCACACUAUCAAUGGCAUUCGGUAUCCGCUGGAAAUGCAUUUCGUUCACAGGAACCCCAUCUACCCAAAUAUAAAGACGGCUACCAUGUUUGAGGAUGGUGUUGCCGUGAUUGGAGUGCUUUUUCACGAGUCCCACGUAGAGAAUGAACUACUUGGGGCCGUCACCAGAAUCCUGAAGGCUGUGAAGGGCUACGACAUGAUAGACCAGCCCGUUAAGAUGGAGGAGCCCUUAGUUUUGGAUUAUCUUGUGCCUAGUUUAAAAAGCUAUUACAGCUACGCCGGUUCCCUGACCACCCCGGGCUGCUCCGAGGCCGUCACCUGGAUCGUACUGACGGAGACCUUACCUGUGAGCCUGCAGCAGUUGACAAAGUUCAAGGAGAUCGAAUAUAGGCCGGGAAUGCAAUUGCGCAGCAAUUACAGGGAGUUGCAGACAAAGGGGGACCGAAAAGUAUUCCUGGUCUCAGAGGCACCAGAAUUAGCGAGACUCUCGGUGCCCCUGUCAUUGAUCCUGACUUUUACAAUUGCGAACCAAAAGUUCUUCCUGUAACUGGUCGCAGAUUUUAAAAAUGGAUAUGACUCCACGGGGCGUAUACGUAAUAGCAAAGUGACCGCUGAUAGUAGUACUUACUUAAUGAAAAAUAAUAAAUUAAAUACAAACAUCAUUUUGCCACAA